Messenger RNA from Rhagoletis zephyria (snowberry fruit fly), 483 nucleotides. Its product is annotated as superoxide dismutase [Cu-Zn], chloroplastic-like. Gene Ontology annotation, molecular function: copper ion binding. The record is from RefSeq and is a predicted model, not a curated record. Lineage: Eukaryota; Metazoa; Arthropoda; Insecta; Diptera; Tephritidae. Gene Ontology annotation, biological process: superoxide metabolic process.
AAUCCAAUGUUUAUUAUCUUUUCAGUAAAUCACCAAAAAAAAAAAAUGCACUCUCAUUAUGCCUUUAUAGCCACAUUGGCAUUGUGUGCGGUCAGCGCCCUAGCAGAGCAGAAAAGCGCCACUAUGGAAGCCAUUGCCUAUAUGGAGGGCCCCAUCGUUAAGGGUAAUGUUACUUUCAUACAGAAUGGCUGCUCGGAGAAUGUUCAUGUGCACGUCUACUUGACUGGAUUGGAUCCAGGCAAGCACGGUUUCCACGUGCACGAAAAGGGCGACCUAACAAAUGGCUGCACCAGCACCGGUGGACAUUUUAAUCCCGAUAAGAUGGAUCAUGGGGCGCCUGACGAUGAAGUGCGCCACGUUGGCGAUUUGGGCAAUGUGGAGGCCGAUGCGAAUGGCAUUGUUGAUACCACUUUCACCGACCACUUGAUCAGCUUAACUGGCAAGCGUACCAUCAUCGGACGCGGACUGGUUGUGCACGAAUUG